UAUCAUCUUAGCGAGCUAGCUAGCUAGCUCUUUCUCUAGCUCUAGCUAGCUAACUGUGCACAGAAGAUGGAAGGAGCGCGUUGGACGGCGAUCGUUUGUACGUGUCAGAACAGGGAGAGUGCUAAUGCCUUUCGUAAAGAGCUACAGAUCCGUCAGAAGAAGGGGAUCAUCUGUUCCGGAGCCGUCAUCAUGGCCGUGGAUGACCCCAAGCCCAACAUCGGUAGCGGGAGCGCCACGCUGAACGCUCUCAUCUCCGUCACGGAGUAUCUGGCCGCUCGCGGGGGACACAAGGUUGUGACAGCGGAGGUUCUCUACAAUGCCAGGAUUCUCAUCCUUCUCCUGGGCGCAACGUUCCCUUUCAGUCCGUGUGGCCACGCCUUCAUGCCGGCUCCAGACAAGGCAUCUUCCUCCCCCUCCUCUGAGGGAACUGGAGACAAUCAGCAACUGGACGCCGAGGUCACCAUGAACAUUGACCGCCUGAUGGAAAACAUGAUGAAGUUGAGUGAAAAUUCUCCUCCGGGGCUGUGGAUUGCUAGUACUGACAUGAUUCUCCACCAUCCACACCCCAUCAAACCACUGGAUAUGUCAGAUAUGAAGGACUGUGUGUGUGCCCUGACUGUGAAGACCACACCUCAGUACGCCAUGAAACACGGGGCUUGCAAGAUCAGCGAAAGUGGGGAAGUAUCUCGAAUACUUCACAUGGCCUCAGAGGAAGUCAUCAAAUCUUGGACCAAGGCAGACGGCACCUGUGACAUGUUGGCAGGUAUAGUCUAUGUUGGUCCCAGUGUAGCCAAGAGCAUGGUGUACAUCCACACUGUUCCUCCGCUGGAUGCCUGCACUUACUUUGGCCUGGACAAUGGAGCGCAGCCUCUCUCACUGUCUCUAUUCUUUGACAUCCUGCUGUGUAUGACGGCCGACAUUGAGGAAGAAGAGUUUGUAUCUGGUCAAUCCAGAGCAGGCCCAGCUCAGCAGUCGUCAGCCAUCAUGAGGAGAGCCAGGACACACCUCUGGAACACCUUCUCUGGCACCAAGAUGAGGGCAGUGCAUUUGGUCGGAGUACAGCACGACUACCUCAGACAUGUUGCUGCUGACGUCUGCAACAGAUACUUACAGUCUCACGAGGAGAAGCACUGUGUCAUCAACUCCAGGGUACAGUCCGAGGCCACCAUUGGAGACGGCUCCGUACUCAUCAACUGCAACAUUCAGCAUCCAAUAGUCAUUGGGGCCAACUGUUUCCUGUCUGGAGUGACCAACACACUACUGGAGCUGCAGGCUGCGGACCUCUCUCCCGUACUCUCCGUACCAGACGGCAUCGCCCUGCAGGAGAUCAGGGUUACCAUGGGAACGGCUCAGAAAUGCUUCCACUUGGACGUGGGCGUGGUCUACGGAAUCAACGACCUUCUCACCGCGAGUGAGGGGUCAGAGGGUGCCACCUUCUGCAAUAGACCGUGGAGUGAGUUCUUCGAGAGGACAAAAAUACAGUCAUCUGAACUGUGGCCCACAACUCCCCACAAUCUGCUGACAGCCAAGCUCUACGUGGCCAGUCACACUCACCCCGAGGCCACCACGGAAGACAUUCUCUGGCUGGCCAUCGGCUCUCCCUCAGAGGAAACCUUGCUCAGGUGGCGUUCUGCCUGGAGGGUGUCUCUGAUGGACAUUCUAAGACGUGUGGACAGCGAGGCUGAGUUCAAGAAGGGAAGGGACAUAGCGUUUCAGCUGCAGCUGGACCGGAUGGUGGCAGCUCUCAAGAACAAUGAGCUGGUCUGUUUCCUCUCGUUCUUCAAACAGUCUCUGGUGGAAAAUAGACAACAUGACCUGUUUGCAACUCUCGAUCACGUGGUUGAGGAAGUACUGGACAAGCCCCUGGUGAUCUGCCGGACGUACGCCUGCAUUGCCGACAUACUGGGCUACAUGGCAGGCGAGGUGGGGAUCAGGGGAGGUCCCGCUGCCAACAUCGCAUGGAGGAUGGCCUUCAACCUCCUGGAGAAAGAGGACUACCUUGCCGCAACACGCGCCCUGGCUGCCGAGAGAAAGAACUGGACUGACAACGGACCAGAUCGGAUCAUACGAGCAUCGCGCCACUACGAGCGGGCGGGGCACAUCAUCACCAGGAUGGGUGUGGCCACGGCCAAAAAGUUCAUCUCUGGCACUCAGUCCGAGCCUCCGCCCAUUGGCCAACCUGUCACUGUCACUGCUCCAGCUCGAAUCGAUAUUGCUGGAGGUUGGACUGACACACCUCCUCAAGCCUACGAGUGGGGCGGAGUUGUGGUCACCCUGGCAAUUAAGAUCAAUGACGAGAAACCAAUCAAGUGCACAGCGACACGGAUUGAGGGGUAAGCACAGAUCUUUUCGUGAUCUUUCCUUCCUCUUCUCCGUCCUCCGUCCUCUGUCCUCAUAUCUCAGUCUGAAGUUGGUGCUGGUCCAGUGUGGCAGUGAAGGGCAGGUUGUGGAGAGGAUCGAAGUGACCGAUCUCUCGCAUAUGCUCGAUUACUCACAGCCCCAUGCCCCUGGUGCACUGAUGAAGGCAGCGUUUGUGUGUGCUGGAGUGGUGGAGGUCCGGUCCAGUCAGAGCCUGGCAGAACAGCUCUCCAAGUACGGAGGUGGAUUUGAGCUGACGACCAUUUCAAACAUACCCCAGGGAUCAGGGCUUGGUACCAGCAGUAUUCUGGGAGGAGCUAUCAUGGCUGCGCUCUGGAGAGCCACUGGACAACAGCACACCAAAGACUCCCUCAUUCAUGCAGUGUUGUACCUGGAGCAGUUGUUGACCACGGGAGGAGGCUGGCAGGACCAGUGCGGGGGUAUGUACGGAGGGGCCAAGAUCUCCAAAUCUGAGAUUGGACUCCCCGUCAAAAUCAGUACUCAGGAAAUAGAGACUCCUGAUGGGUUUCUGGCAAAGCUGAAUGAGCACCUGAUGUUGAUCUACACCGGGAGAACACGGCUUGCCAGAAACCUUUUGCAGGAUGUACUAAGAAACUGGCACUCGAGGGAGGCCAGGAUCAUCCAGACGAUGACAGAGCUGGUGGCCAAUGCCGAGAAAGCCGCAGAUGCCAUCAGAAAUGGUGACCUGGCAGUCAUUGGCGACUGCCUCACCAAGUACGGGAAACAGAAGGUCGUAAUGGCUCCAGGCUCCCUUCCACAGUCAGUCCAAAUCUUCAUCAAAAAGGCCCAAAACCACAUACACGGGUGUAGCCUAGCUGGAGCAGGGGGUGGUGGGUUCCUAGUCGCCAUUGCAAAGUCGCCAGACGACAGACACCGCGUGGAAGAGAUUGUCAAUACUAGUCCAGAGUUGAAAGAGUUUAAACUGUAUUCAUCGUGUGUGGACAGAGACGGGCUGGUCUAUCAGUGACCUAGGAAUGUUUAUAUUGAACUCCUGAAUCACGAUAGGAUAUAAUACAUGGAUCAUCAUGACUGCUGCUGUUUGACAGCUUUUAGUUGAUAUUUGUGUGUAUGGGCUGUGUGGUCUCAGAAACGUGGUCCUCUGUGGAGCGUGAUGGUACCGUAUGGUUUGUCUUGACUGACAUUGAGUGCUUGUGACGUCACCAACUCUAGUAUGUGUGAGAAUGCUCUGCUGGCUGUCUUGCGUGAGCUGUUGGCUGGCAGCAACUCCUGAAACCUAACCUCCAGUCUUCCUCCCAUCCUGCUCGCAACAUGGCUG
Molecule: messenger RNA, 3655 nt
Organism: Geodia barretti
Lineage: Eukaryota; Metazoa; Porifera; Demospongiae; Tetractinellida; Geodiidae
Source: the annotation of a GenBank genome assembly